AUGGUCUCCUCCGCGGAGGUGGAUCAAGACGCACUCACACCCACAGCAGACGGUGGCGUGCCUAACGAGUCAGUGAAGAACACGCCUCAGCGUGUUGACGACGACAAGUCUGAUGACGGCCUGAAAGUAAACGAUCCUGAGCGGAACGAAGCCGAAGACGAGAGACAGCUGGUAAACGGUGGCGUUGUUAUCAGAGACGGUAACGAUGUCGCGAGAUACGUUGUCUCAACGCAAGACGACGGCGACCCAGCAUGCACAUUUCGAUCUUUCAUUAUCGGAUCUGGCCUCACUGCUCUCGCAGCGUGUAUUAACCAAAUUUAUUUUUACAAGCCAGUCGAAGUCUCCUUUGCUUCAGUCUUCCUCUGCCUAAUGGCCUACGUGAUCGGAGUCCUAUGGUCCGUCGCGCUUCCCCGGCGCCACCAUGUUGAGAAGUAUCUGCCAUCUCAAGCAAAAUGGCUAGGCCCUGUCGUUCACUUCAUCAAUCCUGGCCACUUUGGAUUGAAAGAGCAUGCGGUGGCCUCAAUCUUAUCCACAUCCAGUGGUAAUGGCGCAGCAAUUGUGCAGGUAUUUGGUGCCGAGCGACUGUUUUACAACCGAAGCACUGAUGCUGCUACUGCCAUCCUGACCGUGUUUUCUGCCUCAAUCUUUGGAUACGGUCUUGUUGGUCUUCUUCGAUCUAUUCUAGUUCAUCCAAGUGAAAUGGUUUGGUGGCAAUGCCUUCCGAUGAUAUCCAUAUACCAAACUCUCCACCGUGACCCUAAAGGAAACAACCGAGAACGCCUUCGUAUGUUCGGCUUCACAUCCAUCGGCAUGUUCAUCUGGGAACCGAUUGCAUCUUACAUUUGGCCAUGGCUGAACGGCAUUUCCAUUCCUUGCCUCGCUUCAAUGAAAGCCGCCCCCCCGACGCGAAAGGUUUUGAUGACGAUUUUUGGCGGUAUCUCAUCCAACGAAGGUCAAGGUAUCCUCAACUUCUCGCUCGACUGGCAGUACAUCACCUCCCGCUACAUGUCACUUCCCCUUCUGCAACAAGCCAACUCUUGGGUUGGAAUCGUGCUGUCUUACAUCAUGUGCUUCAGUCUCUACUACGGCGGAGCUUGGGGCGCCAAAAAGUUCCCUUUUAUGUCGACCGCCAUGUUUGACGAGAAGACUGGAAAGGUCUAUAACCAGACGGCAGUCUUUGGCCAAAAUGCAAUUUUAGAUGUGGAGGCGUUGGAGCGGCACGGCCUCCCGCGAUUGACCGCGACGAAUGUCUGGGCGAACAUGGCCGCGAUGGCAGCUAUUGGCGCGCUGAUCACCCAUAUCUCAUUAUUUUAUGGACCAUUGAUCAAGCGGUCGCUUAUACAGGCCUGGAAGAAGACCGAGACAGACCCUCAUUACAAGAUCAUGCAAGAGAAUUACAAGGAUGUGCCGAUGUGGUGGUAUUUCGUAAUCCUUCUGAUCGGCUUUUUCACCGGUCUCGGUGCCGUCAUUAAGGGGCACACUACUCUAGAUGCAUGGGCCUACGUUUGCGCUAUUCUUCUUGGGUGUAUCGUCGCGCCUUUCUCGCUCUGCUUGUAUGGCCUCCUUGGAACUAGUGUUGCAACCAACAACCUUUCCAAAAUGCUGUGUGGUGUAUUGCAACCCGGCAAGCCCGUUGCAAACUUAUACUUCUCGAUGUUUAGCCACGAGGUCACAGUGCUUUCCGUCUUUCUUUCCACCGAUCUCAAAAUGGCGCAGUAUCUCAAAAUUCCGUGGAGGACAAUGUUUCUUCUUCAGACUUGGGGCAGUUUGUUUGGAACUGCGCUGAAUUAUGUCAUUAUGGAUACCAUCGUUACCAAUCGUCGAGAGAUUCUUCUUGACCCUAUUGGAAACCAAGUCGUUAGUCACAAUCUCGAUCUCUCUGGGAGCUUGACUACCGGGUUACUGACAUAUAUCCAGUGGAGUGGACGUAAGAUCCAAUCUCUCAACACCACCGCAGUGACUUGGUCACUUGCGAAGUACGUCUACGGCUUCAACAAGGAUGGAUAUGGUUGGAUUCCCUUAUCCAUUGUUAUUGGCGCGGCAAUUCCUGUCAUUCUGUGGCUUGUCUCUCGCAAGUAUAAGACCAUCUACGCUUGGGAAGUCCGGAAGAUGGUAACUCCAGUGAUCUUUCAUAACGCGUCUGACACGACCUCUGGCACAACUUCAGUCAUUUGGUCCCAAGUUGCCACAGGCCUGUGGUCUCAAUGGUACAUGCGCUUGCGCCAUCCGGCGUGGUUCGGCAAGUAUAAUUACAUCGUUGGUGGUGGCCUUGACGCCGGUGCUAAGGUCAUGAUGUUUAUUCUGACUUUUGCCGUUGCUGGCGGCUCUGGAAAGGAGGUUCCUUUUCCUAAGUGGUGGGGCAACCCAACGUCGACCUCGAAGCAAUACGCCGAUUAUUGUGGUACUGGCUAA
Molecule: messenger RNA, 2412 nt
Organism: Colletotrichum truncatum
Lineage: Eukaryota; Fungi; Ascomycota; Sordariomycetes; Glomerellales; Glomerellaceae
Product: peptide transporter mtd1
Biological process (GO): transmembrane transport
Cellular component (GO): plasma membrane
Molecular function (GO): oligopeptide transmembrane transporter activity
Source: RefSeq, a predicted model, not a curated record